Molecule: messenger RNA, 2541 nt
Organism: Tetranychus urticae (two-spotted spider mite)
Lineage: Eukaryota; Metazoa; Arthropoda; Arachnida; Trombidiformes; Tetranychidae
Product: tryptase
Biological process (GO): proteolysis
Molecular function (GO): serine-type endopeptidase activity; protein binding
Source: RefSeq, a predicted model, not a curated record
AUUUAAGCGUUAAAUUAUUUAUUAGGAAAGUGAUUCAAUGAAUUGAAGUUAUUUAUAAUACAAUGGGUGCAAAUGCUAAUUGAAAUAUCCAGACAAUGAAAGUCUGUGAAAGUGAAUUAAUAUGACACUUAAAUGAAAGGUAAGUUCAAUCAACUUUAUGUCAAUUGUCAUGAAAAUCAAUUGUUUUAACAAACUUGUAAUGUAAAGUUACAUUUUUUGUUUUGUAUCGAUUAAUGAUCAAUGAUCAAACUGACGAGAAUCACCAAAUUAUCUGGUGAAAUAAAAAAAACACUGUUUUAAGGGUAAAUAAUAAUCUUAUCUGUUGCUAAGAGCCAUUUUGAUUGUAGUCAACAUUUUACAAAGGUUACAGGAUCAUAAUUUCGAGAAAAUAUCAUCAAUUGAAUAUUGAAAUAUUGUUAUCAAAAGAAAUGGAAUAAAUUGUAUUAGAAUAAAUUGUCAGAGUGAAUCAGCGAAAAUCUUAACCUCAUCAAAUAAAUAGCUAUUAGAUAAUGUAUUACUAAUGUAGUUAGAUGGCAAUCUGGAUGAGAUUCAGAAGGCAAAACUUAUUAACCAGUAUUAAGGUGUGAUUUAAAUGAUAUUGUUGUAUUGAUAGAGAAAGCAAAUCAGUAAGAAUAACUGAUAAAUCAAUUGUCCUCCAUUCAUUCAUUUACUCCCUCGUUUGAUUCACUUUGCGAUGCUCACUUUUCAUUUUCGUCAUCUUUUGUUUUCUCUCAUUGAUCCAGUCAGCUUAUAUGCCUAAAUUGAGUGUGUAAAUGUUCAGAUCUCAUGUUGAUUAUCUUCAUUGCCAAUGUGAAUCAAAUGAUUUCAAUCAUCAAUAUAAUCAAUUCAACGAAACCACCAAACAUUGUUCCAGUUUUAAACUCGUGUAUCCAUUGGUGAAAAUUUGCCAUUCAUCGUCAUAAUACGUAUAUUUCAUCUUAUGUAGAUACUUUUGUUAGAAACUGUUUCUCUGAUCUCAUUCAUUGGAUCAAUUAGUUUACACUUUUCUACGAUUUUUUACUUGACAUUGCCAGUUGGAUUGGUUCUUCGAGUCCACUUUUACUAUUUCGAUCAUGUCUCAAUGGUCCAAUUUGAUUUGGUUGCUAGUCCUAUCAAUAUUCAAGUCCAUUUCAACGGAACCAGAAGGUGCCAUUCCGACAAUAGAUGACCUUUCCGCGUGUAAACCAUUUCAAAGGCCACUUAUCAUCACCAAGCCUUAUGGUUACAUUGUUUCACCACAAUAUAGUGACAAUGGACUUUAUCCAUAUCCUGAAGGAUCCGAUUGCUCUUGGACUUUGGUGGCUCCAAAAAAUUAUGUAAUUAACAUGAAAAUGCUAACACAAGAUCUGGACAAUUGGAGUGAUGAAACUCGAAUUUCCUUUUAUGAUGGACAAUCGGUUGAGGAUGACUUGAUUGAUACUUUCACUGGAACCAAAUGGAGAAAGUUUAGGACUCAGAGUAAUCAAUUGCACAUUAAAUUCAUCAGUGGCAAAAGGCCCAGUGGAGUGAUUCCUCAAUAUAAAGGUUUCAAAUUGUAUUUUGAACAUAAUCGAGCUCCAGUCAAGUGUAAAGAAGAUCAACUAAGGUGCGCCAAUGAAGAAGAGUGCAUACCAAAAGAAAAUAUAUGCAAUGGAAUCGAUGAAUGUCGAGAUGGAACUGACGAGGAAAAUUGUAGCGAUGGACAUUACAAUAGUACUACUUCAUGUGGCAUCAGACCAAAUUUGAUAACUCAACAGUCAGAGGUUUUUCCAUAUCCUUUUUUGAUGGCUAUUGCUGCUGGUGACGCUGCGAUACCAAAUUCAUGGCCUUGGAUGGUAUCUUUGAGAAACCGUCGAACUGAGCCAUCGGGACACUAUUGUGGUGGAUCUUUGAUAGGCAAUCAAUGGGUUUUAACAGCAGCUCAUUGUUUCUUAUCAGACCCAGAUCCUAAAGCUUAUACAAUCGCGCUUGGUAAACAUCGAAGUUUAAUUCAUGAUGAAAAGGAAAUAACUCGGUAUCUCAUCAAAAUCAUUUCUCAUCCAAAGUUUGAUAGAGCCACAAAAACAGGAGAUUUAGCUUUGGUCAAACUCAAUGCACCCAUUUCACCAGUUGAAUCGUGGAUAUCACCUAUCUGUUUACCAAACAAAAUGCUUAAGGUUGAACCUGGAACAAUGUUGACCAUCAUUGGUUGGGGUGACGUUCAAUCAACUGGAAAUCCAUAUGUUCUUAAAGAAGGAGUUAUUCCUUUGAUAUCCAAUGCAAUAUGUUCUGAAUGGUUGCAAAAUGAGACUCCAGAUUCCUUGAUGUGUGCUGGAUACGAAGAAGGUGGAACUGACACUUGUAAAGGCGACAGUGGUGGACCAAUCAUGAUGAAGUUAAAUGACAGUUGGAUUGCCGUUGGUGUUGCAUCUUAUGGGUUACCCUGCUGUGGAUGUGUGAGACAGCCUGGUGUUUACACUCGAGUUGAGCCUCAUUUAGAUUGGAUCAAAGAAACUAUUGAAAAGAACAAAUGAACUUUUCUUUCUUUCUCAUAAAUUAAAGUUUCUUCAUAUUUAACCAAAA